Penicillium alfredii is the source of this 714-nucleotide messenger RNA. Its product is annotated as kinase-related protein. Gene Ontology annotation, cellular component: cytoplasm. The coding region runs from base 1 to 714 and encodes 237 amino acids. Lineage: Eukaryota; Fungi; Ascomycota; Eurotiomycetes; Eurotiales; Aspergillaceae. The record is from RefSeq and is a predicted model, not a curated record. The transcript is spliced from 2 exons.
AUGGAUCAACAAGUCGAGCGACUAGUCAACCAAACCUGGGAAAAAUUCGGGUCCACGCCAACCGGCACCCGGUUAAUGAUAGCCGUCAGCGGCAUCCCCGGGUCCGGCAAGAGCGAGCUGGCCACGACGAUGGCCAAACGCAUCAACCAGAUCUACGCAACCGCCACCCCGGGGUCACCGCCCAUCGCCACGGCCAUCCCAAUGGACGGGUACCAUCUGACGCGGGCGCAGCUGGCCGCAAUGCCAGACCCAGAGUACGCGGCCGCGCGCCGCGGUGCCGCCUUCACCUUCGACGGACACAAGUUCCUGCAGCUGGUCCAGGCGCUGCGCAAACCGCUAACGCCGCAGUCGGCGGAUGUGUAUGCGCCGAGCUUCGACCAUGCAAUCAAGGACCCCGUCGACGACGACAUCGCCAUCCCGGCGUCGUGCCGGGUGAUUUUCUUCGAGGGCAACUAUCUCAGUCUCAAUAAGGAGCCGUGGAACCAGGCUGCGUUGAUGAUGAAUGAGCUUUGGUUUGUGGAUGUUGAUUUUGAGGUCGCCAGGCAGCGUCUGAUUCGGCGGCAUGUCCAGGCGGGCAUUGCCAAGGAUGAGGCCGAGGCUGAUAAGCGGGCGAGGGAGAAUGAUCUGGUGAAUGGGAAGGAGAUUGUGGAUUUCAGGUUGGACGUGCAGGAGAUUGUGAAUAGCAACUAUGAUCCUGCCUGGGACCGGUCCUAG